Messenger RNA from Suncus etruscus (white-toothed pygmy shrew), 681 nucleotides. RefSeq names its product keratin-associated protein 10-8-like. NCBI's taxonomy places the organism in Eukaryota, Metazoa, Chordata, Mammalia, Eulipotyphla, Soricidae. Gene Ontology annotation, cellular component: keratin filament. The transcript is spliced from 2 exons. The record is from RefSeq and is a predicted model, not a curated record. Bases 1 to 681 code for a protein of 226 amino acids.
AUGGCCUCCUCCGCCCUGUCCGUCUGCUCCAGCAACCUCAGCUACAACACCCGGGCCUGCCUGCCCGAGGCCUGUGACCCCUACGCCCCCUCCUGCCUGGGGGACGACUGCCCGGAGAACUGCUGUGAGCCCCCCUGCUGCGGCCCCUCCUGCUGCGGCCCUUCCUGCUGCCCAACUCUCCUCUGCAGCCCCAUGAGCUGCGGGCCCUGCUCCAGCUCCUGCUCCCCAUCCUGCUGCUCCUGCUCCCCCUGUCAGCCAGCCUGCUGUACCCCCGUUUGUUGCAAGCCCAUGUGCUGCACCCCAGUCUGUUGCAAGCCCAUGUGCUGCACCCCAGUCUGCUGCAAGCCCAUGUGCUGCACCCCAGUCUGCUGCAAGCCCAUGUGCUGCACCCCAGUCUGCUGCAAGCCCAUGUGCUGCACCCCAGUCUGCUGCAAACCCAUGUGCUGCACCCCAGUUUGCUGUGGGGGCUCCCCCUGCCAGGCGCCCUCAUGCUCCCCCUGCUGCAAACCCUGCUCCAGCGUGUCCCUCAUCUGCAAGCCCACUUGUCAGCCCGCCUGCUGUGCCCCCUCUCCCUGCUGCCAACCCAGCUGCUGCCGCUCGGGGUCCAGCGUGUCCCUGCUAUGCCAGCCUGCCUGUAAGCCCUCCUGCUGCGCUUCGGAAUCAGCCCAAAAGACCUGCUGA